GCUGCUGGCCGGACGCCACCAUGACGGACUCCAAGUACUUCACCACCACCAAGAAAGGGGAGAUAUUUGAGCUGAAGGCGGAGCUGAACAGCGACAAGAAGGAGAAGAAGAAAGAGGCCGUGAAGAAGGUGAUCGCCUCCAUGACCGUGGGCAAGGACGUCAGUGCUCUCUUCCCCGACGUGGUGAACUGCAUGCAGACCGACAACCUCGAGCUGAAGAAGCUGGUCUACCUCUACCUGAUGAACUACGCCAAGAGCCAGCCCGACAUGGCUAUCAUGGCAGUGAACACGUUUGUGAAGGACUGUGAGGAUCCAAACCCUCUGAUCCGGGCUCUGGCCGUGCGCACCAUGGGCUGCAUCCGGGUGGACAAGAUAACGGAGUACCUGUGCGAGCCCCUGCGGAAGUGUCUGAAGGACGAGGACCCCUACGUGCGCAAGACGGCGGCCGUCUGCGUGGCCAAGCUGCACGACAUCAACGCGCAGCUGGUGGAGGACCAAGGCUUCCUAGAUACCCUCAAGGACCUCAUCUCGGACUCCAACCCCAUGGUGGUGGCCAACGCAGUCGCCGCGCUCUCGGAAAUAGCAGAGUCUCACCCGAGCAGUAACCUGCUGGACCUAAACCCCCAGUCCAUCAACAAGCUGCUCACGGCCCUGAACGAAUGCACCGAGUGGGGCCAGAUCUUCAUCCUGGACUGCCUGGCAAACUACAUGCCCAAGGAUGACCGGGAAGCCCAGAGCAUUUGCGAGCGGGUGACGCCCCGGCUGUCCCACGCCAACUCUGCGGUGGUGCUGUCGGCCGUGAAGGUGCUCAUGAAGUUCAUGGAGAUGCUGUCCAAGGACCUGGACUACUACGGCACGCUGCUGAAGAAGCUGGCGCCGCCGCUGGUCACGCUGCUCUCCGCGGAGCCCGAGCUGCAGUACGUGGCUCUGCGCAACAUCAACCUCAUCGUGCAGAAGAGGCCCGAAAUCCUGAAGCACGAGAUGAAGGUGUUUUUUGUGAAGUACAACGACCCCAUCUACGUCAAACUGGAGAAACUGGACAUCAUGAUCCGCUUGGCCUCCCAGGCCAACAUAGCCCAGGUGCUGGCGGAGCUGAAGGAAUACGCCACGGAGGUGGACGUGGACUUCGUAAGGAAGGCGGUKCGAGCCAUCGGCCGCUGCGCCAUCAAGGUCGAGCAAUCGGCCGAGCGCUGCGUCAGCACCUUGCUGGACCUCAUCCAGACCAAAGUCAACUACGUGGUGCAGGAGGCCAUCGUGGUCAUCAAGGACAUCUUCCGCAAGUACCCCAACAAGUACGAGAGCGUGAUCGCCACCCUCUGCGAGAACCUGGACUCCCUGGACGAGCCCGAGGCCCGGGCUGCCAUGAUCUGGAUCGUGGGGGAGUACGCGGAGCGCAUCGACAACGCGGACGAGCUCCUCGAGAGCUUCCUGGAGGGCUUCCACGACGAGAGCACCCAGGUGCAGCUGCAGCUGCUCACGGCCAUCGUGAAGCUCUUCCUGAAGAAGCCCACGGAGACGCAGGAGCUGGUGCAGCAGGUGCUGAGCCUGGCCACGCAGGACUCGGACAACCCGGACCUGCGGGACCGCGGCUACAUCUACUGGCGCCUGCUCUCCACCGACCCGGUGGCGGCCAAGGAAGUGGUGCUGGCGGAGAAGCCCCUCAUCUCGGAGGAGACGGAUCUGAUAGAGCCCACGCUGCUGGACGAGCUCAUCUGCUACAUCGGCACGUUGGCCUCCGUCUACCACAAGCCUCCCAGCGCCUUCGUGGAGGGCAGCCGAGGGGUCGUGCACAAGAACCUGCCCCCGCGAACAGGCUCGAGYGAGAGCGCGGAGAGCCCCGACGCGGCGCCGUCGGGCGUGCAGGCGCCGGAGCCGCCGGCCGUCAUCCCCACGCAGGGCGACCUCCUGGGCGACCUGCUCAACCUGGACCUGGGCCCGCCGGUGAGCGGCCCCGCCAUGGCCGCCUCCUCCGUGCAGAUGGGCGCCGUGGACCUCCUCGGCGGCGGCCUCGACAGCCUGAUGGGGGACGAGUCGGAAGGGCUGAGGAGCGAUGUGGGAGGCAGCCCUGCUAUGGGCGGUGGCGGCGGCAGCUUCGCGCCAGCGCCCAGCGCCGCAGCACCCGCGAGCCUGGGGGCACCCAUGGGCAGCGGCCUCGGAGACCUCUUUGACCUCACCGGCGGAGUGGGCGCCCUGUCAGGGUCCUACGUGGCGCCCAAAACGGUCUGGCUCCCUGCCAUGAAGGCCAAGGGGCUGGAGAUCUCGGGCACGUUCAGCCGCCAGGUGGGCUCCAUCUCCAUGGACCUCGUGCUAACAAACAAAGCCCUGCAGGUCAUGUCCGACUUUGCCAUCCAGUUCAACCGCAACAGCUUUGGCCUGGCGCCAGCAGCCCCUCUGCAGGUCCACGCGCCCCUCGCCCCCAACCAGUCGGUGGAGAUCUCCCUUCCCCUGAACACAGUUGGCUCCGUCAUGAAGAUGGACCCGCUGAACAACCUUCAGGUCGCGGUGAAAAACAACAUUGACGUGUUCUACUUCAGCACGCUGUAUCCGCUGCACAUCCUCUUCGUGGAGGACGGGAAGAUGGAGCGGCAGAUGUUCCUGGCCACGUGGAAGGACAUUCCCAACGAGAACGAGGCCCAGUUCCAGAUCAAGGACUGUUCCCUCAGUGCAGAUGCCGUCAGCAGCAAGCUCCAAGGCAGCAACAUCUUCACCAUCGCCAAGAGGAACGUGGAGGGCCAGGACAUGCUCUACCAGUCUCUGAAGCUCACCAAUGGCAUCUGGGUGCUGGCGGAGCUGCGCAUCCAGCCCAGCAAUCCCAGCUUCACGCUCUCGCUGAAAUGCCGCGCGCCCGAGGUGGCUCCCUACGUCUUCCAGGCGUACGAGACGGUGCUGAAGAACUGAGGGCCGCGGCCGCGCGGGGAAGCGGCGCCGGCCCUGCCUGCAUGUCCCCUCCUUGUCCUCCCGCGGAGCAGCGGGAGC
Nothoprocta perdicaria is the source of this 2975-nucleotide messenger RNA. It is a transcript of the gene AP1B1, whose product is annotated as adaptor related protein complex 1 subunit beta 1. Gene Ontology annotation, molecular function: clathrin binding. The coding region runs from base 21 to 2897 and encodes 958 amino acids. The record is from RefSeq and is a predicted model, not a curated record. The transcript has 22 exons. NCBI's taxonomy places the organism in Eukaryota, Metazoa, Chordata, Aves, Tinamiformes, Tinamidae. Gene Ontology annotation, biological process: intracellular protein transport; vesicle-mediated transport. Gene Ontology annotation, cellular component: membrane coat; clathrin adaptor complex.